AUGCGGCCCGUUUCCGCCGGCAAUGUGGCAGCGAUGCAUGGCAUAUUCUAUUUUCUUAUGAAAGAGUCCAUAACCCGGAAAGAUACACUAUCCAAAGAGCUCAACCUGGAAGCCCAUAUAGAAAGUUGCAAAAAAAGCUUCGAGUCUGCUAUUGAAAGCUAUGACGUCCUUACGGUACCUACCUUGGAAAAUGUUAUUGCACUAGUCAUGGGGAUGUUGAAAGCACAAGAUGAAUCUAAGCCUUUGGAUUUUGACGUGGAUGUGCGAUUACCUUCUGCCAACUCAGAUCCGGCGAUUCGUCCCUGGGAUGAGGCAUUUUCCUAUAUCAUCAAGCUCGCAGAGAUUGAGGGGCAGAUAUACAACAAACUGUAUUCUGCUACUGCUCUGAAAGCAACAUCGUCCGAACGGUCGAUGCAUAUACAGGAGAUUGAGCUUGCAAUGCAGGAGUGUCAUAGACGAAGAUAUGCGAUCGAGACAAGCAAACUCACCCAGCCAGAUAUAUUCGAUAUAUGUCAACGAACUUGGGACGUCUUGUACUACUCAGCUAUGACGUCUCUCUUGCGAGCAUCGUCGUCGUUAAACAAAGGGGGCGAAAUCAGCUCAAAAUGCUUCGAAGCCGCACGUUCAUGUUUGCGAUGUCACUUGCGAUGCUUUCCCGACUACAGUAACUCAGAAAUCUUCUCCGUCGCUGACUAUGCAAAUUGGAUUUUGUUAUACUCAUCAUUUACCCCAUUCAUCGUCAUAUUCCUGCACGCCAUCGCCGCUACGAGUAUGGACGAUGUCAAACUCCUCGAAGAGGUCGUCUCGACGUUACAUCAUGCGCGUGGCGUCUCCAGUGCUUCAGAGCGUCUGUAUAGUAUUGGAGCGAACUUUGCGCGUGUUGCGCGCGGGCUAGUUGAGGCGCAGAAAUCUUGUGUGGGACAAUACAAUGAGCAAGAAGACUCGUUGCUUUUGUCCGGUGACACGAGGAGACCCGAUGCUUUUGGCUCGGAUACUUCAAAUUCCCAGGAUCCCCUGGGUGUGGAUAUGAUGGAUUAUCUUACUUAUCCCGAGGCUCAAGAUAUGUCGGCGCUUUUUGGGAGUUGGGAUUGUGGGCAGCCGUCUGCGAUGGAUCUGUUUGGGACGAGUCUUGGUGAUUUUUCUCAUUAA
Penicillium longicatenatum is the source of this 1149-nucleotide messenger RNA. Its product is annotated as transcription factor domain-containing protein. The record is from RefSeq and is a predicted model, not a curated record. Lineage: Eukaryota; Fungi; Ascomycota; Eurotiomycetes; Eurotiales; Aspergillaceae. The coding region runs from base 1 to 1149 and encodes 382 amino acids. The transcript is spliced from 5 exons.